AUGGAUCAAAAAUUUUCACCGGAAUACUUUGGGGCGAUCUUUAGAUUCCUUCCAACUAAUAAAGAUUUGUACUCUUGCCUUUUGGUUAAUAAAUAUUGGGCUACUUGUGCCAUUCCGAUUUUAUGGGAAGCGCCAUUCAGAAUUAGUGAUAAUUUUAUUCCGUCUCCUAAAGUGAUUCAAACCUAUCUUGCGUUUAUACCAGAUAGGGCUAUUUCAAACUUAGACAGAGGGUUAUCGAUUAAUAGACCACCUUUGUUUGACUAUCCAUCAUUUCUUAAGGAGUUCUCAUAUGAUCGAUUUAUUAAUGCUGCCGUAGCGAACAAUUGUUGUAAAGAUGUUAUAAUAGAAUUAUUGAAAAUAUUUUCAAUCAGAGAUACGAAAUUACGUAGAUUUAAAAUACAUGACUAUCUAUUUAGUCAAUAUUUUAAAAGUAAUGAUGAAGUAGCAUCUUUGGUCCUUCCUUAUUUUUCUGAAUGCACUUCUAUAUUUAAUA
Racocetra persica is the source of this 493-nucleotide messenger RNA. The record is from the annotation of a GenBank genome assembly. Lineage: Eukaryota; Fungi; Glomeromycota; Glomeromycetes; Diversisporales; Gigasporaceae.